AAUAGACGCGCAAAGCAUGCUGGGUCACACUGUAGUUCAACGCCCAAAAUGGCGAUAGUGUUAAAAAGUUAAAAAUGUUACGCCCGAGUUAUUUAUUCUUCUCCACCAGUUCGUUUUGCUGAUAUUGAUACUCCGUCUGAACACAGUGUGCCCACUCCUUAAAUACCAAAGUGUGUGUCUUGUUUAAUAACGAUGUCAAAUUCCAUCUUAAAUUCCCUGCGUGUAAGCCAACCCAUCCCAGGAGCUAUGCUAGGCUAGCCAGCAGGCUAACCAAGCCCUUUUCCAUAAAGUUGUCAGAGGAUGACAAUCAGUAAUGUGUGCUCUCCAAAGAUCUCCUUAUGUUGAUGUGAAUAUGACGAGGACAACGUUGCCGUAGUAGAUAUGGAAGAGGAUGUAAAAAAAGUUAAAAAGGUAAGUAGGGGAUUACCUUAUGAAUUAUUUGACUUCCUAGCUUGCUAACAGGAUUCAGUACUUGCUGUAUUAUUACAGGGUACUACCUGUGUAUACGAUAAUAUAUGUCUCCGCUGCUUCAAACACAGUUCAGCUCGUGGUGUAUAGGCUACUUUCUGAAAGUAGCAACUUGUUUAUGAUUUGUACAGGUCAGGUUAUUAGAUCUCAAAUAUUUGGCAGUUUACGCCCCCUAAAUCGAUUAUAAAAUGGACACAUUAAUGCGCUUGGAGUUAAUCCUAACUUAAUUCAGAUUUACAAAUAUACACGUCAAAGGUAUAUAAGUAAUUUACUUUAUGUGUUCACUUUGUAAACUAGUGUCAUCUAUAACAUAUACAUUAUUUAUUAAAACUUGCAGUGUCUAUCGUGAAACAUAAAGCAAACACACAGCAUGUCUCUGUUUUCUAUCUCCGCUUUCAUUCUGGACUCCAUAGCUUAAUUUAAUAAGUGUUAAAGAGUAUGUCAACAUUUUAUGAAAGCACACCAUGCAUUAUCACAAUACAAUACAAACCAUUGUUCCAUUACAGAUCAUAUAUCUGCUGCAAGAUCUGCUUGUCAACAUUGUAGUCGGGAUAUCCUGACGUUUCCUGACGUUAUCCUGUAGUUUUAUGGUUUGUGGAUGAUGGAGAAAUUCUUAACUCGUCAUUCAAAUUACUUGGAAGCGCACCUCAAGAUAAAAUAUAGCAUCAUGCUUGGUGAUAUGAAGCGUUACCUGGUUGGCCAAAUGUGCUCUGCAGAGCCUUGUGGAGGGUUUCAUGACUGUAAUCAAUAGAUAUCAACAGGCUACUAUGAGAUAUCAAUUUAUGUUGUUAGCAUUUCAUGCAAUAUUGCUCUCUACCACUUUGGGGCGCCAUUGGAUCGUAGCCAAUGUAGACACCUAUUUUAUAACCUAUUUGUAACGUUUGUUAUACUUCAUAGCCAUUCAAAUACAGACGCAGACUCCCAUAUAUAGAGAAUAUUCUUACUUUGUUAUGUUAAACACACUGCUUGUAAGGCUUUUUUCACAUGAAUGUGGGGGAGAAAAAAACCUUAGUUUUGGUGUAUCAUCAGUUUGACUUCACUUUGUUAAGAUAACUAGCUUAGCUGUAGCUGUUCUGAGUCAUGUUAUUUUUUAAAACACGUAUUUGAUGAGAGCACACUUGCCUAUGUUUUCCUUUGUCCAGCACUGGCAAGAACUAAACCAUGGGAUCCUGGUGCUUUUGAGUUUAUUUCCAGUGUUUUCUCCGGAUGGAAAGUUAGAACGUCUUCAGUUACCUCCCUGUUCAUCAUCUUCAGUGUGCAAAGCCAAAUUCCAUAGAGAAAAUAAACUGGUGCUGGGCUUCCUGGUCAAUGGCCAGACUGUCCAGAGAGCUACCUGUGCUUGCUGUUCUCUGCCGGUUCCCGAGAGAAGGCCCAUGAAAUGUUAAUGCACCUCUCCGUUACCACCAGCAGCCACCAGAAACGAAAAACUGCUGAAUAAUGUAUUGGGACUGCGUGGUGUACCGGUCCACAAUACGAGAUCAUUUAUCAAAGAUUGUGUGGACAUUUUAAAGGGAAAAAAUCCCUAAUAGGCCACUGAAAAUAAAUACAAAUACAAUUGUUCAGAUUGAGUGAAGUCCACAUUAUGAGCCCAUAUGUAUCUUGUCGGAUGUGUUUCUGUUUUUGCAGUCAAUGCAAGUUAAACUUGUGCAAAUAUUGACCACCAGUGUAAUCACAGGAAGUAAGUGGUUGGCCCUUUCCUGUUCUGGAUUCUCUUUAGAGUCAGAGGUGCUCCUCUCUGAGUGUGUGCAUUUGUGCGUGUGUAGAAGCCGCACACACACACAAAGCAAUACACCAAGUUCAUAUAGCUUUUGAACCCCCCACCGCCCCUCGUCCUCCCCAGUUAGCAACCGUUGCUAAGGCUGCUAGUGACUUGAGACAACAGGUGACAGACGUAGUGUGGCCGACGUGAGGGGAGGAAUGCGUCCACCCACAACGUCUCUCGCAUCAACUCUGCGUCCCGUUAAGUAGCCACAUCAGUCAGAUCACAUGGAUUACGAGCCCGGCAUCGUGUCGCCGUUCAAGCGCGUGUUCCUAAAGGGAGAGCGUGGCCGGGACAAGAAGACCUCGGAGAAGACCACCGAGAGGCGGGCCCUCCACACCUUCUCCCUGUCCCAGCCCGACCACCGCAUCGACCCUGACAUCCUACUCAACGACUACAUCGAGAAGGAGGUCAAAUACCUGGGCCAGCUGACGUCUGUGCCAGGCUACCUCAACCCCUCCAGUCGGACCGAGGUCCUGCAGCUCAUCGACAAUGCAAGGAAGACGAACCAGCUGGCAGGCCAGCUGACGCCGGAGCUGGACGCGGUGGUGAGUCUCUCUGCCUACAACAUCAAGCUGGUGUGGAGGGACGGAGAGGACAUCAUCCUCAGGGUGCCCAUCCACGACAUCGCUGCCGUCUCCUACAUCCGGGACGACUCGUUGCACCUGGUGGUGCUCAAGACGGCCCAGGAGUCCGGGGGUUCUCCGUGCCCCAGCUCCUGUCCGGACCUCAACAAGUCCCAGACGCUGGGCUCCCUGUCGGAGAGCGGCGCGGGGCUGGUGGAGGUGUGCUGCCUGCUGGUGCUGGCCGUGGAGAACAAGGCGACGGCGGAGGAGCUGUGUCUGCUGCUCAGCCAGGUGUUCCAGAUCGUCUACACAGAGUCCACCAUCGACUUUCUGGACCGGGCCAUAUUCGACGGCGCCACCACACCCACCAGGCACCUGUCCCUGUACAGCGACUCCUCGAGCAAGGUGGACGCAAAAGAGGCCUUCGAAGCUGAGGCCAGCACAUUUUCCUUCGAGGGCUCCCUGGAGGCGGCCGACAGCUCCCCCUCCACGCCCGCCUCCCCCCAGACCAAGGCGGCCAGCGAGGGGGAGCUGAGCACCACCGCGGCGGAGCUGCUCCAGGACUACAUGACCACGUUACGCACCAAGCUGUCGUCUCAGGAGAUCCAGCAGUUCGCCACGCUGCUCCACGAGUACCGCAACGGAGCCUCCAUCCACGAGUUCUGCAUCAACCUGAGACAGCUCUACGGGGACAGCAGGAAGUUCCUCCUCCUGGGCCUGCGUCCCUUCAUCCCCGAGAAGGACAGCCAGCACUUUGAGAACUUCCUGGAGACCAUCGGCGUGAAGGACGGCCGCGGCAUCAUCACCGACAGCUUCGGCCGCUACCGCCGCACCGCGAGCUCCGCCUCCGACUCCACCGCCAACGGGGCCGGGACGGUGGGCGGGGACAGCACCCACAGCGGGGGGGCCGGCGACGCCCCGGCCCCCUCGGAGGGCGACGAGUGGGACCGCAUGAUCACCGACAUCAGCAACGACAUCGAGGCGUUGGGCGUCAGCAUGGACCAGGACGGCGGGGUCUCGCCCUGACACGCCCCCCCCCAUGGGACCCGUGGGACCCUAGACCCUCAUCCCUGGAACAGUGGAUCGAGGAACAAUAACAACAACAACAACGGCGCUAAACGAGAGGCACUGACAUUUGAUGACACUUUCAUAAUGUUGUUUUUUUUUGCCCCCCAACUUUGAAGGAGACAAGUCUGUGAAACUUUAAUGGUAUCUUAACCCUUACGGCCCUACAGGGCAGCUCCCGGUUAUUCUGACGUGCUACCAGGUGGUCUCUUUGCACCUGGUAGCACAAGCUAUGCGUCUAUUGUUGUAAGCUCUUCGUUCGACAACAUUUCAACCAGAUGUCGAUGAGUCCUCUACUCACUAAUUGCUGUAUUUCUAAAGAUACCCAUAGCCUAUGACGUUUAACAGAUUAUUUUGUUGUAUCUAUUGUUUAUAAAGCUUUAUUGGCAGUAUCUGCCUCGCGUGUGUAGACAAUGUAGCGAUUUACCCCAGCGGUUUUUGAGGGUUUAUGAUUAUAAUAAUCAAUAUCCCCUCUAUAGACUGGAGUAUUAAAAAAUCAAUAUCCAAAGGGCGAUGUACAAGCUGUGGAAUAUUAUAGACUGUUAUUGGAUGCUUUUUGUUCUUUAUCCACUUCCACUUCCCUUUAACCCCCGCCCCUCUCCCUCCAUGUGUUCUUCUAUUAACUUUUUGGUUAUUCUUUGCUUAUAUGGUUCAUAUAUAUUUAAUAUUUGAGUCAUCGCUUUAAUAUGUGUAUUGUCAAUGUGUAAUCUAAUAGACAACGUCUAAUAGUCCUUUUCACGGUGCCUUUUCACGGUGCUCUGUGAAAAGGACUAUUAGUUUGCCAACAAAGGAAAUGCCAUUUGGGUGAGGAGGACCAGAACUGACAAAGCCAGAGAGCCAAUGAUGGACAGGGUUUGAUGUUUAGUCUCUCUAUUCAGUUUAGAUCAGUAACGAAGUGUCGUGUUACUGUGAUAUUCCCAUAUAGCGGUCAUGGUGCCUUUCACUCUGCAGUACUGUUGCCAAGCUGGUGAUAUGAGCUGUGUCUGUACAGCGGACAUGUCAUGGAUAUUAAAUAACAAUUACUUCACAUUAGCUGUGUUCUGAUCUUAAUUGAUCAUUGUCAUCAAUUAUUAAUAAUUAUUAAAUGAAUCAAUUAUAAUAAAAUAACUAUUUAUAGUUAUUUUAGACACAUUUUGGUAGAUGUUAUUUUCUCAUACCUUACAUGUUUCGACAGAUAUACUUCCCAUGUCAAUCAUGCAAUAAAACCUACAUUGGGGAGACGGGAAGGAGUUUUACCACACGAAAAAAAGAAAAAGGAAUGUGAAAAGGAGGCAGCUCAGAGACAAACGAGCAAUAAAGGACAAGGCCCAGCAAGAAAACCUAAAAUCAGCCAUAACGGACCAUUGCAAAAGAGAGAACCAUAUCAUGGAUUGGGACAAUGCCAGAGUCAUUAAGCAGGAAGGAAAACAACCGAUACCACCGUUGGAUAAAGGAGGCGAUUGAAAUAAGAAAGCGGAGCCCGAAGGCGAUGCUCUCCAUACCUGGAGUGCCGUCCUGGGGGGCGGCGGACUGACAGCAGGAGGUGUGGUUCACCAGUCAAAAAACAGCCAGGUGGAUCACAUCUCCGUUAACAUCAGCUGAUAAGAACGCGUCACACUAAUACACCCGUGUGACCUUCUUAUGAAGACGGAAGUAUAUCCGUCGAAACAUGUCAGGUAAGGAAAAUAACAUCUAUCAAAUGUCUGUGAUAAAAUAAAACUAUAAAUAUUUAUCUCAAGUGUAGACACAAUGAAUGCAUUACAACAAUAAUAAAAUAUCAUAUGAGAACAGGAAAGUGUAAAGGCCAGGGUGUUCUGUGCUCCCAGCCAGAAGAACUGGGUUCAAUCCCCAAGGUUGACAGCCCCCCGGCCUACAGGCAUCCUCCAGCAGGUUCCCCAUCCCCUCCCCUCAGUAAUGACAGUGAGUUGUAACAUGUAAAUGAUCAAAGUGUCUGCAGAGAUAGUCAAAUAUAGAGUUGACAUCUGCAAGGAGGCCACUUAAUUAAAAAAUAUUAAUUUGAGAAUGCAUCAUAACGCUAGGGAGUAGUGCAGGUGGCAGCUUGGCUAUUGAAGCUGCUUUGCAAAGUGAUCCUUCAUUUGCCCUUACGAUGCUCUGAAAUUUCAUCCCUUUAUUCCAAGCAGUGUCGCUGACCAAUACUGUCCAUGGUUGCAGACAUACUCCUCUCUCGGGAAGAGAGGUGAGUUGGGACUAUCCCAGCCUGGCAUGAAUUUAGUUUUUCUUUCUAUUCCUUAUUAUCUUUGCAGAUCCACCAUUACUUAUUCUGGUCUUACAGACACAGACAACGGGAAGGGCCGACCUCACUACCUGCCCUUCUGCCGCUGAUGCCUACAGUUUAGUUACACAAAACAGACGAGGGCAAGGGACCUCUGAUGUGGAACGCUACUACAUCUGGUCGUUAAAAGGCUGCUUUGGCACGUGGCAGAGCCCAGCCCGGGACACACGCUGUGUGAGAGCCAAGGCACCCUGCGAUCUUUAGCAGUGCGGGUAAACAACAGCCGAGCACAGAUUAUGCUAGAGUUGUGCAUCAAAGCUAACGUUUAGUGACAAGGUGACAUCAUUGUUAGACAACGGCUAAAAUUGGCGGAGAAUUGCGUGACUUGCGGGCCCCCAUGCUGCUCCGGUCAUGUCUGCUUUCUCACGCUACAUGAAGGAGUUCUUCUAAUUGGGGGGCCUGUCGGAAAAUGUCAGGUUAAUCCAGUGGGAAAAUAAACCAAACCCUUUCUCUAUUCAUGUAAUAAAUACAGAAGGUCAUACAAAAUG
Messenger RNA from Gadus chalcogrammus (walleye pollock), 6618 nucleotides. It is a transcript of the gene ccm2, whose product is annotated as CCM2 scaffold protein. The record is from RefSeq and is a predicted model, not a curated record. The transcript has 10 exons. The coding region runs from base 2455 to 3819 and encodes 454 amino acids. Gene Ontology annotation, biological process: heart development; vasculogenesis. NCBI's taxonomy places the organism in Eukaryota, Metazoa, Chordata, Actinopteri, Gadiformes, Gadidae.